Mesitornis unicolor (brown roatelo) is the source of this 238-nucleotide messenger RNA. RefSeq names its product microtubule-associated protein 4-like. Gene Ontology annotation, biological process: microtubule cytoskeleton organization; neuron projection development. The record is from RefSeq and is a predicted model, not a curated record. NCBI's taxonomy places the organism in Eukaryota, Metazoa, Chordata, Aves, Mesitornithiformes, Mesitornithidae. The annotation marks the transcript as partial. Gene Ontology annotation, cellular component: neuron projection. The transcript has a single exon. Gene Ontology annotation, molecular function: microtubule binding.
AUGGCCGACCUGGACCACAACCUCAGCCUCGCGGACGCUCUGACGGAGCCGCCUCCUGAGAUCGAGGAGGUGGUGAAAAGGGACUUCAUCGCCACGCUGGAAGCGGAGAAAUUCGAGGACGAGGUUGGCGAAACGGUGGAUAAAACAGACUAUGUCCCUCUGCUGGACGACGACGAUGCCAAAGCCGGGAGCCAGGAGCCGAAAAGCAAAGCCCACGCGGACGGCGUUCAGGUGGAGC